GCAAAAGUUGUCUUGAGCUUAUCCAGCAAUGUUCUGCCUCCCUUAUUGAACACAUCUGCACUGCUCUGUGUCUGAAGUGAGCACAUCCAUCAAAGGAUCUCGCCUCAUAUCUAUUAUUAAAUGAUAGCUGUGCUCCAUCCACUGUGAAGCACAAUGAGUCUGGCUCUUCAUGAUCUCCUGCUCUGCUGCAAGGGGCUGGAUAAUGACAAGGCCACAGAGAGGAAGAAAGAAACUGAACGCUUAAGAAGACUCCUUCGAAGACCAGAUGUUGUACAGGAGUUGGAUCGUUCCUCCGGACCUCAAGCUAAAGGCUCAAAGCAAAUCACAUGGGAUACUGUUUUCAGAUCUUUGCAGCGUUAUGCCCAGAAGGAGACGGAGAGCAUGCAAUCAAGUAAAUCCAACGUCACUGCGACUACUCUGGCCACGCGGCAGAAGAAGAUGGCUGAAAUAGGCAGCUUGAUCAAAUACUUCAUUAACGCAAACAAACGCGGGCCUCGUCUUAAGUGCAGUGAGAUGCUGAAACAUGUGAUGGACGUCCUGCAGAAUUCAUACAGCUGCUCAGCCUAUGGAGAGAAUUAUAGCAGCCUCUUAGUGAAGGACAUCCUCUCUGUCCGCAAGUACUGGUGUGACAUCCCUCCGGAGCAGUGGCACAAUCUUUUGAACUUGUACUGCGACUUCUUUAAUGCUUCGUCCAAGUCCAUCAACCGUGUGUUGGUGAGCAGAGUGAUCCACACGGUGGUGCAGGGCUGCUGCAUGCAGACCGACGGAUUCGACAAUGAUCUGUUUAGCUUCUUCUCCAAAGCACUGCUAAAUGCCAGACAGGAGAAGCACUUGACUGUUUUGGAACACCUCGUCUCAGCACUGAAUAUCUUCUUGAGAUCCGUGGCCAUGAACUGUCGCAUGAGGGUGUGUCACCUGGGAGAGGAGCUUCUGCCCUCUUUACUGUAUGUCUGGGCGGAGAUGAGGCCCAGUGUGGCUCUCAAAGAGGAGAUUGUGGAGUUCUUUAACCUGCAGAUUUGCGUCCACCACCCCAAAGGAGCCAAGACACAAGACACAGGUGCUCAUGCUGAGGACUGGACCAGGUGGCGCAGUCUGCUGUACAACCUGUAUGAAGCCUUAAUCGAAGAAAUUAGCAAUAUAGGCAGCAGAGGGAAGUACGUCACUGGGACACGACACAUCGCUGUCAAAGACAAUCUCACUGAGCUCACAGCUGACAUCUGUCAUCAGCUGUUCCCUGGUGACGAUGACACCCAUACCAUGGAGGUGACCCAGGCCUGCCUCAGAUCCACCCACAUGGGCAGUCCCACCAGCAAGCGACGGCGCAUUGAACUGGGCUGGGAUGUCCUCCGGGACCAUCUGCAGCCUCAGCAAAAUGACUUUGAUGUCAUACCAUGGCUGCAGAUCACUGCAGUGCUCACCUCUAAGUACCCGUCCAUGGUGCCCGGCCAGGAGCUGGUCCCGCUGCUGUCAGUGUUGUACCAGCUCCUAGCAGAGCAGCGGAGAGGAGAGCGGGGGCACGUACUGCGUUGUCUGAGGGAGGUGGCCCGGUGCCAGGCCUACUACCCGGAAAGGGCCCAACUCCACAGGACGGAGCUGUCUCGGCUGUGGGGUCGGGUGUGGGCCCUGUCAAUACGAGGGGCCAGCUCACCUCAGAUAGAGACCCUCAGCCUGGACCUGCUGAGCUCCAUUGUCCACGGCGGACUCAUCAAUAUGGACAGAGAAUUCUGGAAGCUCUUCUGUGGAUCAGCAUGUAAACCGUCUCAGGGAGCUGCUCUCUGCCUCGCCCAGGCCCUGCUGAGCUGGCCGACCCCUAAACGUAUCAUCUCAAGGGACUAUGUGGGGGUCACAGAGGGUUCUGCAACACCCAACCUGAAGGAGACCCUCAUAGCUUGGCUGCUGAUGACCGACCAGAGCGAGGAGAUGGAGAACAGCUCCAGACCACACCCCAUCAUCUGCAGAGACUUUCCUUACAACCUAAUAGCGAACAUCUUGGUCUCCCUGACCUUGAAAGACACGAGAACUGGCCUGAAGCGUCUGCUGGGUACCGAAGGAGUAGAAAGUGCUUUUUCUCAAGAACAAACAACAUCCAACGCCAAAGGCAACCUGGAAGAGAUCGAGAGGCUUUACCUGCAGUUCAGCUUCAACACGCUGCCCUCACCGAGGCGAGACACCGGCGAGUCCGCGGCCACGGCUUCGACUCACGGAAAAUUCGCUGCCGUCCUGUGCCUCAGAAACAAGUUGGAGCAAUCUCUGCUUUGUGUGGCUGACAACCUGCUCAACUGCUACUCUCCUGAUUCUCAGUCCACGCCUCCAGAGUGUCUUGUGCGCUGCUUCAGUCUGCUGACGGGAGUUCUAGCAGGUUACGUGUCCACUGGGUUUAUGACUCAGGAGGAGGCCUGCCGCUCACAACUCUACACGAAAGCCAAGGCCCUGGCCCAAGACUUCAGCGAGUUUGUUUCUAGUGUGAGAGUGAAGAUGACUGAGGAAGGAACCAUUAGCACUCUGAGAUCCGUCAUGAAGCUCUGCACAUGGUCGGCCAGCAGAACAAACAAGGAUAAUGUUUGUCCUACCUCCUCCAGUCUGUUCAUGAUGAUUCUGCCGACCGGUCUCCUCAGUGAACUGGCUGAGAUCUGCAAACUGUUGUUAAGCAGUGUUUCUAAGAGAGUCAAUGUUGUGGAUGAAGACCAUCAUAUGGAUGAUGACUUGGGCGUGACCAGAAACCAACGGGACAACAUUGACCUGUUUGAUGAGGGCAACGAGUCCCACAGCAGCACCAAUGGGACGCAGACAGAUGGGGACAACAGUGAGGCUUCCUGUGGGCCAGGUGCAAAAUGCCUGUUGGCAGAGGAUCAUCUGGCCCAACAGGACGUGGCCCUCCUCGCGGUCUUGGAGCUCCUGUGUGAGUGCGGCUCCAUGCAGCACGUCCACGGUCUGCUUUUCAAACCACAGGAGGUGCGGCGCAGACUGCUGCUGCUGGUGCAGCAGAUGGACUUCAGCAAAGCCCUGCACCUCAACCUGUAUCUUGUCCUGCUGAAGAAGCUUCCAGCUGAGGACUCGCUCUCUCCGCAGGAAUUCGAUAUUCUGCUCCGUCCUCUCGCGGACCUGUGUUCUCUGUACCGUCAGGACCAAGAGAUUUGUGCUGCUGUACUGCUGGGUUUGUUGCCCUCCAUCUCGUGCCUCAGGAAAACCCAGCACAUGCCGGAGGAGAUGAGACAUGUUCAGGGACUUCUGCUAAAAGUGUUGUCUGCAUUCUGUUACUUGAGCCAAACGGGAAAAUGCACGGCAGCUGUACGAGCUGCGUUAGUGAGAUGUCUGGUUGCCUUGCUGGAGGCUGACCCUUGUUGUGAUUGGGCGGUCUUAAGUAUCGGAGGGCCUGACAGUGACGAAGAUCGCCCAGUGUCUGUCAUCCUUCCUUCUCACCUCGCAGACACCCACCACCAAGUCCGCAUGCUGGUCGCCAUGUCAGUGGAGAGGUUGUUUCUGGAGACGAGACCAGAGCAUCCAGAUAACAGGAACAUGCUGCCGCUGAAACACCAGCAGGCGGCUUUUGAGAACCUUUACCUGAAGGCUCAGGAAGGAAUGAAGCCCCCGAGAAGCAGCUCUGCCGAAGAUCAGACGGACGAGUUGUUUAACCGCAAGGCCACCCUGCUGAAGACUUUGUCUGUCGUGCUCUGUUGUAGCCCCGUCUGUGAGAAACAGUCCCUGUUUGCCCUCUUCCAGUCCUACAAGGAGAAUAGUAUAGAGGAACAGCUCAUCAAAAAGAUGCUGUGCAGUGGAUCCCGAGCGCUGGGCUACAGUAGUGUGAAAACAUUUGUCAGUUCUCACCUGUACUACCUGGUAGCUGAGUGGCUGGCACAGAGACAGUCUGACGAUCGCUACACUCUUGGAUCCUUCCCCUACACCCUCCUUGACCACGACACAGUCAAAGAUUUCUAUAGCUCUUCCUACCAGGUGUUAAUCCCCCACCUGGUCUUCCUGGAUGACUUUGAGCAGGUGAAGUCUAUCGGCAGGUGUCUUGAGAAGGACUGGAAAGAGUUGUUGGCCGACUGUUUCCCCAAGAUCAUGGUCAACAUCCUGCCGUACUUUGCCUUGUCGGGCCAGGAUUCACAGGUCACACAGCAGAGGGAGAAGGCUCACAAAGUGUACGACCUGCUCAAAGACGCCAACUGUCUGGGCAAACAGCAAAUUGACAACCUGAUCCACAGUAACCUGGCGGACAUAGUGGUCGAACUGCUGAUGACUCUGUAUGAAGGAAGUGGAGCUGAAGGGGGCCAAGGAGACCUGAAACGCUUUAUAGGGGAACUGGACCCGGUACCAAACCCGCCAUACUUCAGCUCUUAUGUCAUUAAAACUACACUGGACUACCUCAGCAAGUGCCACAGUGCAAACCACAAGACUGUGGUGGCCAUUCUUUCAAAAACUCCAAUUUCUAUCCAUAGGAUUCUACUGGCAGUUUGUGAAAGAGCGGCAGAGACGACCAACAGCUAUGAGCGCCAUCGCAUCCUCCUCAUGUAUCACCUGUUUGUCAACCUGCUGCUCGGGGAGGUGAAGGACGGCCUCGGAGGAGCCUGGGCCUUUGUUCUCAGGGACGUCAUCUACACACUCAUUCACCAUCUCAACAGCAGACCAGUUAAAUGUGAUGAGGUUUCGAACCGGAGCCUCUCUCUGUGCUGCGACCUGUUGACCUCUGUGUGUCGGGCAGCUCUGGAGUUCUGUGAUGAUGCUCUGGACUGCCACCUACAGGUCAUUGUUGGGACUCUCACAGCUCAGGUGAAAAGCCGGCCCGCCAUCUCACAGCAGGUGAACAGUCUGCUGCAGUUUCUCGUGAUAGAAAAUCAGCAGAAGUUAAAAGGGGCCAUCAGCAGGUUGGAGCCUUUUCCUGACCUCCCUGAAUUCCGAGAGCUGCGCUCUGUACAGCAUAAGCUCAAAUACAACACUGGGAGCUUCACACUGAGACAGGAGAUAGUCCACUUUCUCUCAGUGACGUCCUGUGACUCCUUACCUCUGACCAGACUGGAGGGGCUGAAGGAGCUGACCAGACAGCUGCAUGACAACAAGGAGCAGAUCAGAGAGCUGCUCAAAGAGUGCCGCGCUGAACCCACUGACAGUGUGCUGGUGAAGCUGGUUCUCAGUCUACUGCAGCUCUGUAAGCUAGCAGCCAACCACCGAGGAGCCGACAUUCUCGAGGCAGCAGGCAGCUGUCUGGGAGAAAUGGGUCCUGUGGAUUUCUCCACCAUCGCCCUGCUUCAUGGCAGAGACCCCCUGUAUGAAAAGGCCGUGUCUCUCUUCACUUCCACCGAGUCACAGUGUCUUUACAUCGUCCUCAACUGCAUGAACGACGCACUCACUCAACAGCGUAUCGAGGUGAGGCAGGCCGCCGCUCAGUGUGUGAAGAGCAUCCUCGCCACUCAGUCUGGAGUCGAUUUCUGGGAGCAGCACAAAGACAACAGAGACCCCAUGCUGACCUACCUCAACCCCUUUAGAAAGGCCAAAGAGAAGGUGGAAGUUGUGAGUGAUGAGGUGAGUUUGGAGGCCAGGAAGAAGCUGGUGAGUGAGGAGUUCUGGAUUCCCCGGGCGGGCGGCCACAAGGCCUGGCUGAAUGCUCUGUGCACCUCCCUGCUCGACAGUGGAGGAGUCAGGAGAGAAGCUCUGCUGAUGUCACGGCCGCUGUGUCUGGUGAGGGUGGACUGCUGUCAGAGGCUGCUGCCGCUCAUCAUUCACUCCAUCCUUCUGGAAGACACUAAUGGUUUGUGGAGGGAGUUGCUCUCCUCCCACAUUCGGGACUUCUUCAGCUUUUGUUCCAGAAGCGCUCAGGCUGCCAGUCGCUCUGCCACGCCUCUCAACUCUGACUGUGAGUCAGAUGCUGCCAGUCAGGGCUUGUACGACAAGACCUCUCUGCGUACAAUGCUUGCCGUUGUUGACUAUCUGCGACACCAACAGAGGCCACUGGAAGCUGAUAGCAGCUCCUGUGGCACGGUGUGUGACUCAAACUCCUGGCUGGAGCUGAACUACCUGGAGGUGGCCAAAGCCGCUCAGUCCUGCUCGGCUCAUUUCACGGCUCUGCUGUACACUGAGCUCUAUGUGGAUAAGAUCAAAGCUAACAUGGAGGAAAGUCGACGAACCAACUCCAGAGCAACACGUAUGCUCAAUUUUGAAGAGAACAGCCAGAACCUCACCGUCUCCAGCCUCACUAAGAAGAGUAUGGAGGACACCAAUAUCAGCCUGCAGGAGCUGCUGAUUGAGGUGUAUCGCAGCAUCGGAGAGCCUGAUAGUCUGUAUGGCUGCGGCGGGGAGACGAUGACCAGUCCACUGAUAAGGAUUCGAACCUAUGAGCAUGAGGCUAUGUGGGGCAAGGCCCUGACUUCGUAUGACCUUCACACUCCUCUGCCUGAGGUCACUCGUCAAGUGGGAAUCGUGGAGGGCCUGCAGAACUUUGGUCUGAGCAGCAUCCUUGCCACCUACAUGAGGGGUCUGGAGAGUGAAGGGGUGGAGUGGGGAGCGGAGCUGAGAGAGCUCCGCUUCCAGGCCGCCUGGAGGAACACACAGUGGGACUGUGAGCUGUCGGAGAGGAGUGAAAAUUCCAAACCCAGCUUCCACGAAUCACUGUUUUGUUCCCUGCAAGCGCUAAGGGAUGAAGAAUUCUCCAUAUUUGAUGAAACAAUGAAACAGGCCAGGGGUGCAGAUGUGGAGGAGCUGUGCAGAGGCAGUCUGGAGGCUGUGUCUUCUCUGUACCCGUCUCUCAGGAACCUGCAGAUCAUCAGGGAGCUGGAGAGUGUGAAGCGGCUUUUUUCGAGGCCCUUCUCGGAUGUGACUCUGAUGGAGGUUUGCAGCGAGUGGCGACAGCACUCCCAGCUGCUCGCUGACAGUGACUUUUCUUUGGUGGAGCCCAUACUGGCCGUCCGCACUGUGGCCCACCACACCCUGAUAUCCAGGGUGAGGGACCCCGACAGCACCCACUACCUCAGGUCUGUGCUCUCUGACCACCUCAUGGAGCUCUGUCGGCUGGCUCGAAAGGCUGGGAAUACGCAGCUCGCAGAGCGGGCAGUCUUCCAGAUGAAGCAGCAUGGCGGUGAAGGCUCCUUGGAUUUACCCUCUGUGUUGUCAUGGCAACUGGAAGAGGCCCAGGUGUUCUGGGCAAAAGGGGAGCAGGGACUUGCCCUGGGCCUGUUGAGACAGAUGAUACACAACCAUGAGGACAAGGUUGGCCAGGUGGACUUGAAUCCUGCUCGGGUCCCGGUCUACACUGAGUGCCUCAGGCUGUGUGGUAAUUGGCUGUCUGAGACUUGCCUGGAAAGCCCCGGAGUAAUACUGGAGAAAUACAUGCAGCGGGCGGUGGAGGUGAUCGAGGAGGAAUCCGGAGUGCAGGACUCCAGGCUGCAGAGUCAGCGCACUGAGGCCUUCCUGUCUCUGGCCCGCUUCUCUGACGCUCAGUACCAGAGCAUCGACAAGUACAUGAACUCCUCUGAGUUUGAGAACAAGCAGGCGCUGCUGGAGAAGGCCAAAGAAGAAGUGGACUUGAUAAAGGAGCGCAAAUUGACUUCCAACAGGUACACAGUGAAGGUGGAGAAAGAGCUGGAGCUGGAUGAGAAGGCCCUGUCCAACCCGGGCCGACAGCGUUUCCUGUGUAAAGCUGUGGAGAAUUACAUCCAGUGUCUGGAGGAAGGGGAGGAGCAUGACACCUGGGUGUUUCGCCUGGCUUCGCUGUGGCUGCAGAAUGCCGGCGAUAAGGCCGUAAACGACAUCAUGAAUAAAAAGGGGAAGCGGAUCCCUUCCUACAAGUUUCUGCCUCUCAUGUAUCAGCUGGCUGCUCGCAUGGGAACCAAGAUGGCUACUGGUAUUAGCGAGGAUCCAGGUUUCCAUGAUGUCCUCAGCGACCUGAUCUGCCGGGCAUCUCUGGAGCACCCUCAUCACACACUCUUCAUCAUCCUCGCCCUGGUGAACGCCAACAAAGAUGAGACCUUUUGCAUGCCUCGACUCUCUAAGAGCGCUCCCCAGCAGCCAUCACCGUUCGACCUGGAGCGGUCUGCCGUGGCCCAGAAGAUCAUCAGUGUGAUCAGGAAACAGAGAGGCAAGAUGAUACGAGGGCUCGAGCGCCUGUGUGACGCCUACAUCAUUCUGGCUUAUAUGGACGCCAGCAAGCACAAGAAGGAGAAGAAAGCUAUUCCCAUCCCUGCUGAUCAGCCCAUCCUGCAAAUAAAAAACCUGGAUGAGGUUGCCAUCCCCACAAUGGAGAUCAAGGUGGAUCCAUCUGGUUGCUAUGACAACCUGGUGACUGUCAGAUCCUUCAUGCCCCAGUAUCACCUGGCCGGAGGAAACAACCUGCCCAAGAUCAUCGACUGUGUCGGCUCCGACGGCAAGAGCAGGAAACAACUGGUCAAGGGUCGAGACGACCUGCGGCAGGACGCGGUGAUGCAGCAGGUGUUCAGCAUGUGCUCCAUGCUGCUGCAGCGCAACACGGACACCCGCAAGAGGAAGCUCAACAUCAGACGAUACAAGGUGGUGCCGUUCACACAGCGUAGCGGCGUGUUGGAGUGGUGUUCGGGCACUGUGCCGAUCGGGGAUUUUCUGCUGGAUCCCAUUAAAGGAGCCCACAAACGCUUCCGACCUCGGGACCUGACCAACAUGGCCUGCCGCAAGAAGAUGAUGGAGGCUCAGAAGCUGGCGUUCGAUGGGAAGCUCCAGGCCUACAGCGAGGUGUGCAAGAACUUCCGUCCGGUCUUCAGGUAUUUCUGCAUGGAGCGAUUCCUGGACCCCGCCGUGUGGAUGGAGAAACGGCUGGCUUACACUCGCAGUGUGGCCACUUCUUCUAUAGUUGGCUACAUCGUGGGCCUGGGUGACAGACACAACCAGAAUAUUCUGGUUGACGAGCAGACUGCCGAACUGGUGCACAUCGAUCUGGGUGUGGCCUUUGAGCAGGGGAAGAUCCUCCCCACCCCCGAGACUGUCCCCUUCAGGCUGUCCAGAGACAUCGUGGAUGGGAUGGGCAUCACUGGAGUGGAGGGGGUUUUCAGGAGAUGUUGUGAGAAAACGAUGGAGGUGAUGAGGAGCUCCCAAGAAGCUCUGCUGACUAUUGUCGAGGUGCUGCUGUAUGACCCUUUGUUUGACUGGACCAUGAACCCGCUGAAGGCCUUCUACCUGCAGCUCGACGAGCAGCAGGAGCUCAACGCAACGCUGGCCUCCACCAUGGGGGGGGAUGACGUAGACAACCACCGUAAAUCCAGCGACAGUCAAAACUUCAACAAAGUGGCGAAGCGGGUGCUGCUGAGGCUGCAGGAUAAGCUGAAGGGGGUGGAGGAGGGCACGGUGCUCAGCGUGGGGGGGCAGGUGAACCUGCUCAUCCAACAAGCCAUGGACCCCAAAAACCUCAGCAGACUCUUCCCCGGCUGGCAGGCCUGGGUGUAGGCUCUUAUAUAUUCCUCUCAGCUGCACUCACGCUGGUUACAUUUUUUGUGAAGACAUUUUCUUCGUCUCCUCUGCGCAAUCGGUACAGGCGUCUUGCGCUUCGCUUGAGCCAGGAAUAAUGUCCCUACAAAGUUUAAUAAAAGCAAUGGAUACUAUGCAAAUGAGCUACAGAAUAUAACGCGGUGGAACAAGUUCCUUGGUUACUUAUAUAUUCCUCUUUGGGCCAUCUGCAAUUGAAAGGCUGUUAAUUUUCAGACUAAACACAAAGAGAUUAACAUUUUUGUCUUUUUAAUUAUUCAUUUCUGCUGCCAUUUGCACUUUGAUAGAGCAUCAAUUCAAUUUGGCAGAUUGCAUGCACCGAUUCUUGGGAAACUUUUUUUUUUGUUACUGAAAAUGGAAUUUAAAAAGACCAAUGAACUGUGGUGCUGAGAUGAGUCCGACAUGUAUAUGUAAUGUGAGCUUUUUUUUCCUGUAUUUUAGCCCAUGGGAUGUGAAUGCUUUACUACCUUUUUUUGUCAUAUGAAGUUAUUAAGUUUUGCCAAUGACUUCACCAUGAACGCACGCCUUAUGAAUGUGUGGUGAGCCUUAUCCGGAGGAAAGUUAGUUUCAGUUUCACUACUGUUACUAUUAAAAAAGUGAAUAUGAUGUGCUCUGAAGUUUAUAAAAUGUACUUAAUGCAUUAAAAAAUGUAAGUUAUGUGCAAAAUUAUACUGUGCAGUGUUUCCCCUAGGUUUACAGCUUCGGGGGGGGCGACCGACCGACACAAACACUUGAAACAUGUUGGUGUUCAUUUAUUUUCAUGACCACCACAAAGGGUGCACGUUUUGUCACUGCAGUGGAUUUUUCGGUGCUUUUCAAAGAAGAGUUCCAGAGCCUCUUGAAAAGGAAAGUCAGAAACAUCUGGCCCAUUAAUUGAAAUCCGCAGGCAGGCAGCAAGAUGGUCUCCUUGCAGCCUGUUGCGGAUGUUUGUCUUGACCUGCAAAUACAAAGACUGUUAGGCUUUGAAAGUGAAAGCUGAUAUCUUAGAAUAGUGAUAGCUUACACAGCAAUUCCCAUUGUGAAAAGUCUAUAUUACUCUGUUCAUGGAGAAGUCCCUCUCACAGUUUACACGGCAUCGGAGCUCUGCGGCGCGCGAGACGGAGAGCCGAGAAGUGUUAACGCGACACGUAGAGACAGAAAUGACAUGAUGCUGUGUGGAGACGAUCAAUAACAGACGGCUGUUUAGUUUGUUUAAUAACAGAACAAAGACGUGCUCUUUAAGAAAAGGGACCUUAAAUUACUUCUGCUGUAAUCUGGCGCGAUAGAGAAAAUUACAGGAUGGCGGGCGGAGAUUUCGGGGGAGCGGGCCGCCACCCUGAUGGAAUGGUGGGGGAAACACUGCACUUGUGUCGAGAUCCCACACGGGAAAAUAAAACUGCAUAACUUUUACUUUAGUUUUGACACAUCACAGACGAGUCUGAGGAAGUCCUUGUAGACUUGGUGAUGUGUCUGGGUACGCUGUCAUUUUAUAGCUCCAACCUAACACAAGUACUUUUGCUUUGUUUGAAUUUUGUUGUGAUUUUAAGCCAAACUAUGAUGUUUUAUGUAUUUAACAUACUAACCAAGUAGUGGUGUUGCCUCUGGCACUCACAGCUUCCUCUCAGUCAUUGGUUCAGACGUGUCUGUCUGCCUGUGCGUGUAAUCAUCUGUUUUUGCAAGAAUCUUGGGUUGAAUGGCCAAUUUGUGCAAUUAACAGCAAAUUUAAUUUCUUCAAUCAAAUUCAUGCAGAGCAGUGUCAAUCUUCAACUGUGGGAAAACUAUGAAUAUUCAUAUAUUUAUAUAUGGGCAGAUGCCCAAUCCCAUUGUCACAGAAGUAAUACCUUAGUGUUUCCUAAAAACAGUCAUACAAAUGUAAUUGUAUUAAAAUUAUUACUUUAUUAAGUAAUUACUAAAUUAAUUGAAAUUUUAAAAAACAUUCAUAUGUGCAAACUGCAACAAUUUCAUUUCCUUCCAUAAACCAAGGUUUGUGUUCAUUGUGUAGACCAGUGUUCCCCAAACUAAGGCCCGCGGGCCGGAUACGACCCGCCUGCACAUUUGGCCCGGCCCCCUGAACAAUACCAGAGACGCAUUAUUAUUAUUUUUCAGUCUGGCCACGCAAAUCCUAGACUAGCCGCUGUCAAAUAGAACGUGUGAAGAUCCCGGAAAGGGUUAUUAAUAUUUGGUUAUGUGUGGCUUUCUGGAAAACAAUAAAUGUUUACAUUUAGGCACCCCUGCGAUCGUCACACUUUAUCUGUUACAAACUGACCCCGGCCCCAAUCCGAGAAGGGAAAAGUUAUGUGGCCCUCACAGGAAAAAGUUUGGGGACCCCUGGUGUAGACGGUUGCAGGUGCACGACGACUGAAGAGGCUUCAGCUUUUUCGCAAAAGAAAAGGGGGAAUACAGAAAUAGAGGCGCCGCCUCCUCUUCUAGUGGGUCACAGGUUCUCAAUCUUUACAUUGGUUUUAAGGAUAUUGUUGUGUAUUAUACAUGUAACUCUCUGUUGUGUCGCUUGUUAAUAAAGGGGGUGUUAUUCUCCCUCUUCCUCUUCUCUA
Molecule: messenger RNA, 11972 nt
Organism: Pseudoliparis swirei
Lineage: Eukaryota; Metazoa; Chordata; Actinopteri; Perciformes; Liparidae
Product: serine-protein kinase ATM-like
Biological process (GO): DNA repair
Molecular function (GO): protein serine/threonine kinase activity; protein binding
Source: RefSeq, a predicted model, not a curated record